Messenger RNA from Nannospalax galili (Upper Galilee mountains blind mole rat), 1957 nucleotides. Its product is annotated as core histone macro-H2A.1. Gene Ontology annotation, molecular function: protein heterodimerization activity; DNA binding; structural constituent of chromatin. Gene Ontology annotation, cellular component: nucleosome. Bases 232 to 1350 code for a protein of 372 amino acids. Lineage: Eukaryota; Metazoa; Chordata; Mammalia; Rodentia; Spalacidae. The record is from RefSeq and is a predicted model, not a curated record. Gene Ontology annotation, biological process: nucleosome assembly. The transcript is spliced from 9 exons.
UGCAUUGUGGGAACCCCGGGGCCGCGGCGACUGGUUCCAGUUCACUGGUUCCAGCGCAGCCGGGCGGAGGGCGCGAGCGCGGGUCGCGCGGGCGGGAAGCGAGGAGGCACGCGGGGCCGGCAGGAGCGCGGAGAGAAAAGGCGCGAGCGGCCGACGGGGCCCAGGCUGGACACCUUGCCGCUGCCGCCGAGUCGCCCCUAUACUUACUGACCCACUUCCAAGGCCACCACCAUGUCGAGCCGUGGUGGAAAGAAGAAAUCCACCAAGACCUCCAGGUCAGCCAAGGCAGGGGUCAUCUUCCCCGUGGGGCGGAUGCUGCGGUACAUCAAGAAAGGUCACCCCAAGUAUAGGAUCGGAGUAGGGGCACCUGUGUACAUGGCUGCUGUCCUGGAAUACCUGACAGCUGAGAUCCUGGAGCUGGCUGGCAAUGCAGCGAGAGACAACAAGAAGGGGCGGGUCACACCCCGGCACAUCCUGUUAGCUGUGGCCAAUGAUGAAGAGCUAAACCAGCUGCUAAAAGGAGUCACCAUAGCCAGCGGGGGUGUGUUGCCAAACAUCCAUCCUGAGCUGCUAGCAAAGAAGAGAGGAUCCAAGGGAAAAUUGGAAGCCAUCAUCACACCUCCACCAGCCAAAAAGGCCAAGUCUCCAUCCCAGAAGAAGCCAGUGGCUAAGAAAGCAGGAAGCAAGAAAGGGGCCCGGAAGUCCAAGAAGAAGCAGGGAGAAGUCAGCAAGGCAGCCAGCGCAGACAGCACAACUGAGGGCACACCUGCGGAUGGCUUUACUGUCCUCUCCACCAAGAGCCUCUUCCUCGGCCAGAAGCUGAACCUUAUUCACAGUGAAAUCAGUAAUUUAGCCGGCUUUGAGGUGGAGGCCAUAAUCAAUCCUACCAAUGCUGACAUUGACCUUAAAGAUGACCUAGGAAACACUCUGGAGAAGAAGGGUGGCAAGGAGUUUGUGGAAGCUGUUUUGGAACUCCGGAAAAAGAACGGACCCCUGGAAGUAGCUGGAGCUGCUGUGAGUUCAGGCCAUGGCCUACCUGCCAAGUUUGUGAUCCACUGUAAUAGUCCAGUUUGGGGUGCAGACAAGUGUGAAGAACUUCUGGAAAAAACGGUGAAAAAUUGCUUGGCCCUAGCUGAUGAUAAGAAGCUGAAAUCCAUUGCAUUUCCAUCCAUUGGCAGCGGCAGGAAUGGGUUCCCGAAGCAGACAGCGGCCCAGCUGAUUCUGAAGGCCAUCUCCAGUUAUUUUGUGUCCACCAUGUCUUCCUCCAUCAAAACCGUGUACUUUGUGCUUUUUGACAGUGAGAGUAUAGGCAUCUAUGUGCAGGAAAUGGCCAAGCUGGAUGCUAACUAGGCCAGUGUCCCCAGAGCCAGCCCAUACCAUGUCCCCUGCCUCCAACUGGAAAGAAAGAAAAAAGGAAAAAAAAAAAAAAACCCUUCAUUUUUACUGGGAGGCAGGAUCCAUUUUGUUUCAGUUUUGCUCAUCUAGGGAAAAUAAGGUUUUGGUUUCCAGUUCAAUUGUUUUUGACCUUCUAAAAUGUUUUUCUGUUAGCACUGAUAGUUGACAUUACUAUUGUUAAGCACUGUGUUCCAGACUGUGUCUGACUUAGUGUAACCUAGGAGAUUUUAUAGUUUAUUUUAAUGAAAUCCUGAUUGACGCAGAGUGGUGGGGAGGAUGGUCUCUUUUACAUGUCGAAGCAGCAGGAAACCCCAUCUGUAACCAUGUGUUGUGCUUUAUUGUACACCCAGUGGCGUUCUUUUUACUAUUAUUUUUCCCCCCUGAGAAGAAAAAUCAUGAAUUUGCAACAGACCUAACUUUUUGUUUACUUUUUUGUCUUAAUGAUGGAUUUGAAAAUGAAAAAUUUUAAAGACAGAACAGAAUCUGUUGUCCUUAAUUAUAUUUGCAAUUUGAAAUUUGUAUGAAUUGAUUUAGUAAAAUGUUAAGCUGUUGUUUUGACUGA